Molecule: messenger RNA, 1502 nt
Organism: Selaginella moellendorffii
Lineage: Eukaryota; Viridiplantae; Streptophyta; Lycopodiopsida; Selaginellales; Selaginellaceae
Product: probable zinc metalloprotease EGY2, chloroplastic
Exons: 12
Coding region: 7-1416 (469 amino acids)
Biological process (GO): proteolysis
Source: RefSeq, a predicted model, not a curated record
UUGGGUAUGGCGGCUGCGAUUGCUAGCUGGCUAUGGCGCCCUCCAUUGUUCCCUCGGCAUCGAUCAUACGGCGGCAUCGAUUUGAGGAUUCGAAGGCGUUGCGCUGUCGCAAGAAAAUGGAGGCCCUCUCCUCGUCCCCUGAUUGCACCUUGUCGUGCGUCGCCCGACGACAAGGAAGAGAGCAGCAAAGAGGACAAGGGAGUGGAGACUGGAGGAAGUGAUCCUCCCGCUGAAGUAUCGGAGCCUUCUAAAGUGAUCAGUGGGUCUCCUCUUCCAGGAGUCAAGGCGCCGCUCGAAAGCAUCAAAAUCCCGAAAGAGGUCCUGGAAACCAUUCGUAACCAGAUUUUCGGCUUUGAUACGUUCUUUGCUACGAGCCAGGAGUACUAUGAGGCGGGAGUUAUCUUCCGUGGAAACAUGCGUGGGGAGCCUGCGGCAAGCCAUGCCAAGCUAAGCAGCAGACUACAGGAGAAGUUUGGAGACGAGUACCAGCUUUUCUUCAUCUCCGAUCCAGAGGGAGACAAGCCUCUCGCGGCCAUAGUCAGAAACACCUCCUUGCAAACUGAGCCAGGAGCUAUACCCGAUUGGUUUACAGUUGCCGCCUUUGGGCUCGUCUCACUUGUCACCAUUUUUCUUCGAAACUCCCCUGCCCUGCAGCUGAGCCUCUUGACAGGAAGUUUUACUUUCGAACAGGUAUUGGAUGCUGUGCCGAGAGCGCUAGUCACUCUAUCAGUUCUCCUUGCGCACGAAGCGGGCCACUACGUUGCUGCCAAGAGAAAUGGAGCAAGCAUCGGGUUGCCGUACUUCAUUCCGAGCUGGCAGCUCGGGUCAUUUGGUGGAAUCACCAGAGUGACAAGCGUGCUGAAGAACAGAUCAGAGCUCGUGGAAAUUGCUGCGUCGGGUCCUCUCACUGGCGCGGUUCUCGCGCUGGCAAUCAUUGUUGUGGGGCUCUUGUUGACACCCGAAAAAGGAGACGGGCUUCUUGUCAGUUCAUCGAUCUUUCACGACUCCCUUCUUGUCGGAGGAAUUGCGAAGCUCUUACUUGGCGAUGCUCUCAAGGAGGGUUCCACCAUAUCCAUUAAUCCAGUGAUCCUCUCAGCGUGGUCUGGCUUGCUGAUAAACGCAAUCAACUGCAUUCCAAUUGGUGAGAUUGACGGUGGACGAAUCGCUCAAGCACUCUGGGGGAGGAAGGGGUGGUCUCGAUUCACUGGUGUCUCAAUUGCUCUACUUGGCUUAACUGGAAUUUUCAGCGACGUUGCGCUCUACUGGGUCGUCCUGGUUGUUUUUCUCCAACGCGGGCCUAUUGCUCCUCUCGCGGAUGAAGUAACGCCUCCAAGCUCAAAGCAUAUAGUUGCUGGUGUUUCAGCUCUACUUCUAAGCUUGCUAGUCUGCUGCCCCUUUCCGUUUCUAUUUACCUGAAGGGGGCUGAGGUUAGCUCAAGUUAUUUCUCACAUCUUUGAUGUUCAAAAAGUUCAAGCAAAACAAAACAUACUCUUUUACGUGUG